AUGGAUGACAUAUUCACAAACCCUUUUAGUGAUAUGUAUGGUUUCACUGUAAGCUCAGGAGGAUCAGGAAAUCCAGAAAAUGAUGAUUCUACAUCAAACAAUACCAACACAAAUCAAAUCAAAGAGAAAAGGAAGGAAGCAUGGGAAUCAGAAAGCGCGUUUGGAACCUUUAAUCGUCCUCCAAAGUUAAUGGCUAUUGAAGAUUAUACAAGAUGGGCAAUAAAAUUUGAAGAAUGGCUGAUGGCGUUUGCUUUCCCCAGCUGGAAAAGCAUGAAAAGUGGGUAUGCUGCGGGUAAAAACAAUGGUGAAGUAUUGAGAAGCAAUGAAGAAAUUGAUCUAUUCGUUGCUGAACAGAAAUGUGUAGCACUACUAUUUCAAUCUGUCAGGGAAGAUAUUAUUUCACUAAUCAGCUACACCAACGCCAAAGAUUUGUGGGAUAAACUGGGAAAGAAAUGUCUGGGAAGUAAAGAAAUCUUAAAGAACAAAACUAAACUACUAAAAAAGGAAUUUGAUAUGUUCAGUUGUUUCAAAAAUGAGUCAGUCUGCAAGAUGAUCGAACGUUUUGGUCAUCUUAAAUUGGAACUUGCACGUCAUGAUAUUAAAUAUCCUGAUGAGGAGAUAGUUGAUAAACUGUUCGAUUCUUUACCAGAUGAAAUGGACUGGAGGUACUAUGCUUUGAUGUUGAAAAACACCAUUCCGCCAGAAGAACUAAAACCAGAUGUAGUGAUUGAACGACUGGAAAGCCAUGAGCUAGAAUUGAAGAAAACGUACAAAGUCAAUCAUUCAUAUCAACAAAAUCCAGAACUAUACUAUCCCAAAAGUUUGAUGCCCAAAGCCUCAUCACCGAAAACCGCAUUUUCUGCCGAAAACAUAUCUCCAGCUCCAAAAGAAAAUCAAAGCAACUCAAACAAAGAAAGUCACAGUGGAUAUCAUAGUGGGUCUACUUCUAUUCCUACUGCCUCGACAAAUCGUUCAGAUUCAAAGUUCUCAUGUAAUAUUGCUGUUGAUCUGAAGAAUGCACAAAACUUUGAUGAAGAAUCUGUGAAGCAACAGAUGGUGUUUCUAGCAUCUGUGCUAGAAUCAUAUGAGGGGCUGAUUGCUGGAAAGAUUGGGAAUACUAAUCUGACCAAAGAAGACUAUGAUCAGAUAGAUCCCGAGGAGAUGGAGUUAAUUGAUAUCCAAUGGGCAAUGGCGAGUGCAAAAGGCCACUUCAAACGAGAAUGCAGAAAUGCAUAUGUUGAAGAAUCUGAGAAUCCAUUCAAGGAUGACUACUACAAGAAAGCUAUCUAUCAUCAGAAUAAGUCCGAACCGCCAAGAAUAAAGCAAUCUGAAGACAACAAAGGAAAAUCUAGAGCUUUGGCAGUGAUUUACGAUGAUGAAGGAUAUGAUUGGAGUAAGGAAAUGUUACCUGAAGAUGAUGCUAUUGGUUAUGCUUUUAUGGCGAGUCAUAAUGAACCAAUUCAGUGGAAGGAUAAUCGUACAGAACAACAAAAGUACGAAUAUCGAAAAAUGGUUGCUGAAGCAAAGAUCAUCCGACUCUCAGGUGUUUAUGAGGAAGCAACACGUGCAAACCGAUGGGAUCCAGAUAGAGAGUGUUAUUUGGAUGAAUAUGGUAACAUUGCUGUCGACUACAAGAAGAUAGACAUUGAAGCCAUUAUCCAAGAAUAUAAAGAAGAGGAUGAGUACUGGCAACACAAAUGGUGGGGUACACCAACAUCGAAAAUGAUCGAGGAAGAAAGAGAGAAAGAAAGAAGAGAAAAGGAGAAGAUAGAAGAACCUGUGAAAAUUGACACCGGGAUGAUCAACACUGCACAGGAGAUGACAGCUGAAAACUUGAGAGAAAUGGCUGAUAAAGUGCUUGCUGUCAAAGCACUUGAGGUAGACUCUACUCCUAAUUCUGAGUCAAAGAAACAGGUCAGUCAAACUAAGUCAUCAACUGUGUCAGGUAACAAAAACAAUUGCAAUGCUGAUUGCAAAAGUUGUAACAAACAAUGCAACUUUUGUACAACUGUCACAUACCUCAAUGGGGAGAAAAUCAAGAAACUGACCAAUAAUGUUAGAAAACUUGAAAGUCAAAUUCUUGAUUGUGACAAAGAGUCAAAAGAAUCAGCUGAUCAAAUAAAAGAAUUGAAAACUGAAAACCUGAAAAUUAAAGCUGAUCAUGACAAAAUUCUUCUUGAAAGCAGAAAUGUUGUUGAAAAAUUUGAAAAAUUGAAAAAUGUCGUUAAAGAGAGUGAUGAUAGAAAUGGAAAAACAAGUAAGGAAAACGAGCAUUUAAGAGCUGUUUUGAUAAUAAAAGAGGAAACAAUCAACAAACAACUGGAUGAGAUAGCAAAAUUAAAACUGAAGGUUCAAGAAAUGGUUGAUGGAAUUGUUAGCGUUGAUGCAGAAACCACUGUGGAUGAUGAUGAUAAACUAUCUGCAAUGAGACGAGGAAGUGACACUCACAAAGGACACAAUGUUCCAUCUGCAAUUGAUGAGGUCUCUACAAAAGGAACAGAAGCAGAAAAAAUGGCUGAAUGUUUAAGAAAAAGCAGAAUUGCUAAGGCAUUGUCUGAUACAACAAUAGUUUAUGAAUCUCAUGUUAGAAGAUUUUGGGACACUGCAAGGUUUGAAGAAAAGGAUAAUAAAAUUCAUGCAGUAGUCAAGAAGAAAGAUAAAAACAACAAGGAUAUUGAUGUGGAAGUAGUGAUUGGAGUAGAGGAUAUUAGAAGGGUUCUUGAUUUACAAGAUUCUGACAAUGAUCCAACGAUCAUGUCAGAACGUCUUGCUAAAGGGCUAUGGUGUAGAUUGGGAUUUUCUUCACACAUCAACGGAAAAAUGUUCAAAAGGAGUUUCUCGAGUCAAUACAGAUACUUAAUGCAUUGCUUGGUGCAUUCCCUAUCUCACAGAAAGGGAGCCUAUGAUGAGGUGUCUGACUACAUAAUGAACAUUGUUGUAAAAAAUUGCUUAGCUGGGAAAGACAAAUACAUUAUGUACCCAAGAUUCAUUAUGAUGAUCUUGGAUGACAAAGUUAAGGAUUUGCCAAAGGAUAAUGAUGAUAUUAUGGCAAUGGGUGAAGUGAAUAAGACUACUAUUCUGAGAAUCACAAAGGAGAAGAAUGCUAAAACAAAAAGGUUGAUCUGUGCAUUAAAGGAUAAAGCAUACGUAGCUCCUGAAAAUGAUAGAUGGAGACAUGAUAAUAGUGAUUCAGACAAUGAAGACAAUAAGAUGAGUGAAAUGAUUGAAAAGAAAACCAGAUGGUGGUGUAUCAGAGAUGGAAAGAGAAAGAGAACACCAAAGUCGACCCCUGUGGUUGUAAUUAAAGAAACAGCAAAGGGGUCUUCUGAAGAACCUCAAAGAAAGCUAAUUGAUGAACCUGUCAUAGAACCGAGGGAGGUGGUUGAUAAAGGUGUUGGUUUAAAAGAGACUUUGGAAAGCUAUUUUAAAAAGCAUGAAGAAGCUGAACAAGCACAAGAUCAAAAGAACUCCAGUAAUGAAGAUUCUGAAGAGACUUUAUCUGAAUCUGAACUGGUCAAAGAGACAGUGGGAAAAGGAAAGGUACAACUGAAGAAAAGACUGUUAAAGAAAAGAAAGAAUUCUGAAGAUGAAGAUUCACCGUACAAUCCUGAGGAUUCCCAGAAAAACAGAAAGAAAAGAAAAGCUACUCGCAGCGGUGAUAUUCCAAGAGUAGUUAGAGCAAAGAAACAGAAUGCUACCUCACAAAUAGAGAAGGAAGGAAAGAAGAAACAGGACACUGCAGAAACUAGUCCUGUGGUUGAAAUACCAAAAGAAGUUUCUUUAACAGAAAUUCCAAUAGAAACACAAACUUCUUAUGAUGAUUAUGUGGAGGUCACCGGAGUCAAAUCUGCUAAACAAACAUCUGAUCAUCAUGAUAUUCCAGAAUCAUCACAAAGAAAGACAGAUUAUUUCAACUUAGAUUUUGAUAGCUUGGGUGGUGCUACUGGAGAUUUCUUUCAAGAUAUGCCAGAGAGUGAAGCAGAUCUAUUUCAUGAUAAAAAGAUGAAAGAAUUGGAAGAAAAGGUUAAAGCCUUGGAAAAGGAAAAGGAAGAAAACGAAGCUGUGCAAGUAAAGUUGAAAGAAAUGAUUGAUGAGUUGGAGAAACGGCAUGAAGAUGUAAUGGAUGCAGUGCUUACAAAAGAUGAGAAAUUGAAUGAAAUGAAAGAAGAUAUAAAAGAUCAUGCAGAACUUAUUAGCGUACUUACUGAUGAAAUUGCUGCAUUGAACGCCAAAGUCAAAGACUUGCAGAAUACCAAUCAGACUUUGAAUCAACUCUUAAAUGAGAUGAAUGAAGCUUCGUCAAAUGAAAUGAAUGCAAUGAAGCUAGAGAUGGAAGCUAUGAGAGCAGAUAAGGUGAUGAAAGAUAAGCAACUGGAAAUGCUUACGGCUGUGAUUGAAGCACAUCUGAAGGUGAACAUCCACGAAGCUUUUGAUCAAGUUGACAUUAUCAAGGCAAAUGAAAGAAGGAAAGAAAGAGAAAGACAGCUUGCUGAAGAAGCUAACCUGAAAAAGAAAGGCAUAGCAGAAGAAGUUGAAGUUGUAGGUGGAUCAUCUUCUCAACCAGAAAUUGAAAUGGUGGAUGCUCAAGAUGUUACAGCAAAUGAUGAAGAAAUGGUGGAAGCAGAAAAUGUAGCAGUUCAUGAACCAGAGUUUAUUAUGGUUGGUGAGUCUGUAGAGCCUAUUAUUCCGGAGAAUGUUUUGAGAGACGUUCAAAUCAUACAAAGAAAGAAAAAGGCUAAAGAAGUAUUACUACUGGAGUACUCUACCGACAAGUUUGUGUUAGUCGGAAAUGCCUAUAGAGUGCCCUAUAGUGAAGAAGAAUCUGCCAAGCUGUUAAGAUUUCAUGAAUUAAAGUAUCAAGGGAAGAUAGCCAGAGGAGAAGUGGAAGAAGAAUCUGAUAGUGAUUUUUGGGAAGAAGAAGAUGAAGAUGAUGAUAAAGAUGAUAAAGCAGACGAUAAAUCCGAUGAUGAUGAUAAGCCUGAUGAUGAUGAUGAUGAUCAAGGCACAUCGGGUUUGCUAAUCAAUGAUCCAUCUGUUCAAGAUAAAGUAAAUGACCUCAUGAAUGAUGAAGUGAAUGAACAGAAUGAUGAUGCAGAGUGUGAAGGGUCAUCUUCUGGAAACCAAUCUGGUAAUCAGGUACAUCAACUCACAUCUACUUUUAUUUCUCUUUCUGAACAUCAUCAAGGAGAAGUAGAUAUUAUCAGAACAAGAGCUGAAAUGCUUGAGGAGUUGGGGUUAGAAGAUGGGAAGUUUAAAUUUGAUAUCGAAGAUGAAAUCCCAGAGUCUCCGAUCAAAAACUUUGAACCACAAUUUCCACUUGAAGCAGAAUUUUAUGAUAAUGUGACCAUAGAGACUGAUUCAGAUUCGGAAGAAGAAAGAAUAGAUUUUCACUAUGAAGGUGAAGACAUGGCAUUCCCUACAUUCACAGAAUUAUUUGAAGACAUGAAUGCAGAAUUAUUGAAAAGAAAAAUUGAAGAAAGAGUUGCAUCUGCUGAUAUGCCUGAACCAGUUCCAAGAGAGAUUUCUGCUGAAGAGAGAAAGAAAUGGUUCAGAUCAAUGCCAAAGGAAAGAAAGCCUCUUAGAGCCCUACAGUAUUUUACUCAUGAUAAAGACUUAUCUUGGGGUGAUAUUCUUUCUUGGGGGUAUCUGGAAGACUUGAAUGUUUAUGCAAUUCGAAGAGAGCAAGGUGUUCAAUACUUCAGGUGCAUUUCUGAUCUUGCUACCUUACCUUGGUGGGACGUAGAUGAAUUGGUGGUUACAAAGAAUAUUAAACAACACUACUACGGUCCUGAAGUAAAACAGAGAGAUCAGAAGCUGUGGAAUUACAUCAAGUAUCAAGCAACGAUCAAUUAUCCAGAUUGGAAACCACAGUUUCCUAAAAGAAUUGUGAAGUAUACAGCUAAAGGUGAGAAGGACGUUACUCUUGAUGUCAAACCGCCAAAGUGUUUGAAGAGCAUGCCUUUAAGGGCUAUUGAGCAGGAUUUCUAUGAUUUAUUUCAAGCAUGGCUCUAUAAUCCUUCUACUGCUGAAGCUGUGAUCUCUUUGUACGAUAAAGACACUGGUGAAGCUAGGAAGAUUUGUAUUCUAGACCCGAUGUGGCUGGUAAAUUGCUCAAAGAAAGACAUAGAUUGCUUGUUUGUCAACAAGAUAAUCUAUGACAAGAAAGACAAAGUCAUUGCUCAACAAUACCAGAGUGUAGUUGAUGUCUGUUUUGCUAAAGAAAUCAACUCUGGUAAGAACUGGAAAACUUCAUGGAGAGAUCUAGAGGUUGAUGAGUUUCUGAAGGUGUACAAGAGAAGUUUAAGAUCCAAGGAAAUUCAGAGAAAAGCUGCUGAAAGAGGAAGACGAAAUUUCGGAUUUGUACCUCCUACUGAUCAGACACCCAUAGAGUCUGAAGAGAACAAGAUCCCUAAGUGGGACAGAAAAAGAGAUGGAGAUCCAGUGUACAGAAAUUGGUGGAUAACGGAGGGAAGACAUAAAAGAAGACAAAUGUUAGCUGAACGAGAAGAAAAGAGAAAACAAAAGGCACGAGAUAGAAGACGCAACAGGAGACUGUUGAACAUGGAAAUCAUAUGUCUCUCUGUAUCUGUAUAUGAUUUGUUGAAUUCCGCACAACAAUCAUAG
Helianthus annuus (common sunflower) is the source of this 6624-nucleotide messenger RNA. RefSeq lists its product as uncharacterized. The record is from RefSeq and is a predicted model, not a curated record. The transcript is spliced from 7 exons. Lineage: Eukaryota; Viridiplantae; Streptophyta; Magnoliopsida; Asterales; Asteraceae. Bases 1 to 6624 code for a protein of 2207 amino acids.